Messenger RNA from Colletotrichum graminicola M1.001, 3207 nucleotides. Its product is annotated as cytochrome P450. The record is from RefSeq and is a predicted model, not a curated record. Gene Ontology annotation, cellular component: cytosol. NCBI's taxonomy places the organism in Eukaryota, Fungi, Ascomycota, Sordariomycetes, Glomerellales, Glomerellaceae. Bases 1 to 3207 code for a protein of 1068 amino acids. Gene Ontology annotation, molecular function: iron ion binding; NADPH-hemoprotein reductase activity; FMN binding. The transcript has 6 exons.
AUGUCAGAAACGGUGCCCAUUCCUGAGCCCCCUGGGCUGCCGAUCCUUGGCAACAUCAAUGAGAUCAACUCCGAAUUCCCUCUAGGGUCCAUGCUAUCUCUCGCUGACCAAUAUGGUGAGAUCUACCGAUUGAGAUUUCCUGGCCGUUCCGUCGUUUUGGUCUCGACCCAGGCACUGGUGAAUGAGACAUGCGAUGAGAAGCGAUUCAAAAAGUCUGUAAACCAGGCUCUUAAUGAAAUCCGAAACGGCGUGCACGAUGGACUUUUCACAGCGAAAAUGGGCGAGGAGAACUGGGGCAUCGCUCACCGCGUGCUCAUGCCCGCCUUCGGCCCUCUCUCCAUUCGUAACAUGUUCGAUGAGAUGCACGACGUUGCAGGCCAACUGGCAAUGAAGUGGGCGCGUUACGGGCCGCAAUCGCCAAUCACCGUGACCGACGACUUCACACGCCUAGCGCUCGACACGCUGGCCCUAUGCUCCAUGGGCUUCCGGUUCAACAGCUACUACUCGCCUGUUCUCCAUCCAUUCAUCGAGGCUAUGGGUGACUUCCUGGUCGAGGCCGGUAACAGGACACGACGUUUACCGCUACCUUCAGUCUUCUACGGCUCCAAGGACCAGAAGUUCGCCAGUGAUAUCGAAAUACUGAGAACCACGGCGAAAGAGGUUCUGGAGUCGAGAAAAGCAGGCAAGAGUGAUCGUCGUGACCUUCUCACGGCUAUGCUUGAAGGCGUCGACUCGAAAACGGGAAAGAAGAUGACGGACGAGAGCAUCAUGGACAACUUGAUCACGUUCCUUAUCGCUGGACACGAGACGACAUCUGGCCUGCUGUCCUUUGCGUUUUACCAGCUUCUCAAGCACCCGGAAGCGUACCAGAAGGCGCAACAGGAGGUAGACAACGCUGUCGGAAAGGGGCAGAUCAAGGUCGAUCAUCUCUCGAAGCUGCCUUAUUUGAACGGUGUACUCCGCGAGACUCUUCGUGUCAACGCGACGAUCCCGCUCUUCUCGGUUGAGGCCUUCGAAGAUACUCUACUGGCAGGCAAGUACCCUGUGAAGGGGGGCGAGACCAUCCUCAACCUGCUCGCCAAAUCUCACCUCGAUCCCACCGUCUUUGGUGAGGACGCCAACGAGUUUAAACCCGAACGAAUGAUGGACGAGAACUUCAACCGCAUCACCAAGGAGUUCCCCAACUGCUGGAAGCCCUUUGGCAAUGGCAUGAGAGCCUGCAUCGGCCGUCCGUUUGCGUGGCAAGAGGCCCUUCUAACCAUGACCAUGCUUCUCCAGAACUUCAACUUUGUCCUGGACCCCAACUACAGCUUCGGCAUCAAGCAGACACUCACAAUCAAGCCCAAGGACAUGUACAUGCGUGCCAUUCUUCGCGAUGGCCUAACGCCCACGACCCUCGAGCGCCGCCUCGCUGGUCUCGCCGAGCCUGAAAAGGCCCCCGAGCAAGUCAAGAACAACGCAGCAACCGGAGGUGAAGGUGGAAUGCCAUUGACGAUCCUUUACGGCUCCAACAGCGGCACCUGCGAAUCUCUGGCCCAGCGCGUAGCAUCAGAUGCCGUGUCUCAUGGCUUCCAUGCGACCAAGAUCGACUGUCUGGACAGUGCCAACGGCAACCUGCCAACUGACCAACCUGUCGUCAUCAUCACGGCGUCCUACGAGGGCCAGCCUCCUGACAAUGCCGGGCACUUUGUGGCAUGGAUCGAGGGCCAGGAUAAAGACAAGGCGCCGCUCAAAGACGUGUCAUAUGCCGUCUUCGGUUGCGGUCACAAGGACUGGGUUCAGACUUUCCAUCGCGUCCCCAAGCUAGUCGAUGCUACCCUGGAGCAGCUCGGAGCGAAACGUCUUGCCGAUGUUGGCCUCACGGACACGUCGACUGGCGAAGUGUUUACGAACUUCGAGUCCUGGGAGGACGACGUACUCUGGCCCGCGCUGACGAGCAAGUACAAGACGACCACCGUCCAAGACAGCAAGAUCAAGAGUAUGGAUGUCGUUAUCAGCAACCCCAGAACAUCGGCUCUUCGUCAGGAUGUCAAGGAGGCCACAGUCAUCAAGACUGGGACGCUCACCAAGGGCGGUGACGCAAAGGGCAUCAAGAAGCACAUUGAGAUCAAGAUCCCGGAUGAUAUGGUAUACACCGCGGGAGACUACCUCGCCGUUCUUCCCAUCAACCCGAAGGAGAGCGUGCACCGCGCGAUGCGAAGAUUCCACCUGGCCCGCGAUGCACACCUCAGUAUCAAGACCGAUGGUCCCACGUCCCUUCCGGUCGAUAGCUCGGUCCCUGCCCACGACAUUCUGAGCUCAUAUGUCGAGCUCUCGCAGCCUGCCACAAGAAGAAACAUCCUCGCUCUUUGCGAAUACGCCAAGGACGAGGAUACCAAGGCUGAGCUGAGUCGACUUGCGGGCGAUGACUACGCCAAUGAGAUCAGCAGCAAGCGGGUGUCCAUUCUUGACUUGCUCGAACGCCACCCCUCGAUCGAUUUGCCCAUCGGGGUCUUUUUGUCAAUGUUGCCGCCGAUGCGUGUCAGACAAUACUCCAUCUCCUCCUCGCCAAUGGCCACUCCCAACCGCGUCACCCUUACCUUUUCUGUUCUCAACGAGCCUUCGCUCUCGGGACAGGGCCCUUACAUCGGCGUAGCCUCCUCCUAUCUCGAUUCUCUUGCUGAAGGCGAUUCCCUCCACGUAGCCGUCCGUCCGUCCCACGCCGCCUUCAGCCUCCCCACUGACGCCGAGAGAACGCCCAUGAUCUGUGUCGCCGCCGGCACCGGGCUUGCACCCUUCCGGGGCUUCAUUCAGGAGCGCGCCACCAUGAUUGAAGCAGGCCGCACUCUCGCGCCCGCCCUGCUUUUCUUCGGCUGUCGCUCCCCUGAGCACGAUGACCUGUACCGUGACGAGCUCGAUAAAUGGGAAGCUCUCGGCGCCGUUUCAGUGCGCCGCGCCUACAGCCGCGAUUGCGACAAGAGCGAGGGCUGCAAACACGUGCAGGACCGCAUGUGGCACGACCGCAAGGAGGUCCUUGAGCUUUGGGAGCAAGGCGCUAAGGGUUACGUCUGCGGCUCUCGGGGUGUCGCCGAGUCCGCCAAGGACACCAUCAUCAAGAUCAAGAUCGAGAUGGAAAAGGCCAAGGGCGAGGACAUGGACGAGGACAGCGCCAAGAAAUGGUUCGAAGAUUUGAGGAACAUUCGUUACGUUACGGAUGUCUUUGAUUAA